AUGGAGGAGGUAGGGGGUCCUUCCCAGUGGCGUAGAGGUGAGCCCAAGAUUAGUUGGAAUUACGGUCCUCUGGCGAUCCAGCAGAGCGCUAACUGGUCGUCUAAAGACACGUUGCGUUCCACAAAACUGUUGCUGAAAUCUCUUGUGUUCCAGUUGGGCACCUCCCUAUUGAUGAAGGUGGCUGUGAGACCUGAUACCUCAGAGGGAGCUGAAGCUGGCUUGGUAUUUGGGUAUGUUGAUCCGAGCAAUUACUACUAUACGUAUCUCAGCUUGGGGGCGGACUCCGACGAUGCCGCAAACCAGUGUGGUUUAGAAUUCGGUCGAGUUCAGGACGGAACAGAAUCAUCAAUUGCCUACAUGCAGUGCAAGGUGGGUAGCGGGGGCCUCGGUGGGGGCUAUCACUUGCUGGCUGUCCAGAGCGACCCUUUGUCGUUCAAAUUCUUUGUGGAUCAAGACGCCGUAGGGCAAACCGUUCUUGGUGUUGGAGACUACCGCACAGGCUCCGUGGGGCUUUUGUCGAAGUCGAAGCCGGUGUCCUUCCAAGAAUUUGUUGUAGGAGGGACCGCCGAAGAGUCUCAGGCUCUCUGGGAGGAUACCUCAAGACCCCGUCGGACCUUCAGUGUGGUUCAAGAAUAUAACGAUCUGGAGUCGAAGUUUGACUCUGCCGAUUCCAGGGAAACUUCAGCACCACCUGGAUCUAACAACACCGAAACCAAGAACGAUGACUUGGUAUGCUUAAUGCCUGAUUAUUGGAGGUGGAUAAAUAAGGAAGACCAGACGGAAUUACAGUCUAUGAGGGACUUACGAACGUCUGACGUACCCGAGUAUUGUUUAGUCAAAUAUUGGUCCUGCCAGGACAGUGAAAUUUCAAUACGGAUGACGUUCCAUAGUGAUGGCGAAGGUGGACUGGUGUUUAGAGCCCAUAACGAGACCUUAAGAACCCACUUGAUGAUCGAGACCAUGUCUCAGAAGGUUACUCUCUAUCAACUAGUACCUGAAACGGGUCUACAACCGUUAUACCAAACAAUAAGUACCAUUCCUCUACUGGCCCAUGAAACCAACACUGUCAGGGUCCGAGAUGUGGGAGGACGUAUCUCAGUCUUCAUUAAUGAGGAAAGGCUCAUAGACGCCGUCAUUCCAAACAAGGCUGAGGCCCUCCUUAAGAGCCGAAUUGCCUAUGGAGCAGGCUUUAUUCUCGCCAGAGGCAGUGCAAGCUUCUCCGGUCUGAAAUUCGCUCCUCUCUAG
Gregarina niphandrodes is the source of this 1245-nucleotide messenger RNA. RefSeq lists its product as hypothetical. The transcript has 2 exons. The coding region runs from base 1 to 1245 and encodes 414 amino acids. Lineage: Eukaryota; Apicomplexa; Conoidasida; Eugregarinorida; Gregarinidae. The record is from RefSeq and is a predicted model, not a curated record.